AUGCCAGAGUUCAUCUCCAAAAGCCCUUUGACUCUCGGAAAGGACAUCACAACAAAGUCCGAACCCGCCAAGCCCCCCUCUUCAACGUCUCACCACGUUCUUGUCGUCGGUGCCGGCGUCACAGGACUCACAAGCGCAUGGUUGCUCCUCGACAGGGGGUACAAGGUCACGAUUCUGUCAAAGGAAUGGCCGACCUUCACCAAGGAGCAACGCCUGACAUCACAGAUUGCAGGUGCCAUGUGGGAGUUUCCUACCGCGCCCUGCGGACCUCGCCUCAAGCCGGAUAAUCUAGCCAGACUCCGCGAGUACGCGUUGCAGAGCUAUGACGUCUAUCUACAGCUCGCCCAGGAUACAGAGCUGGCCCCGGACUUUGGCGUGCGGGUGCGCAAGAUUCUGUGCGGUGCCCCCUACGCGAUUGCGGAAGACGAGGUGGAGCGCGAGCGUGUUGAGGCCAUUGAGCAAGCUAGAAUACCGGGCUUUAGACACGACAAGUCUCUCAUUGAAGCUUACAACCUAUCUGGCGGCGUCGUGGUCGAUACCUUUGAAUACCAGACGCCAAUCAUUGAUUCAGAUCAAGCCAUCAAGUUCAUCUUGAAUCUCGUCAAGGCAAAGGGCGCCCAAUUGGCCACGGGAGAGGUCAAAGGCGACUUUCUGAGCCAUGAGCAGGAGCUGCUCCAGCAGUAUAACGCCGACGUCAUUGUCAAUGCGACGGGGCUCGACGCUCAGACUACUGCUUCCGACACAAGCCUGUACGCCGGCCGCGGGGGUUUGCUGCGAGUCGUCAACGAUGGAAAGACAUUUCCCAAAAUUGAACACGCGCUUGUUGUCAACAACAAGGAUCAUAUGGACUACAACAUUGUAUUCGUCGUCCCGCGAAACGAAAACACCCUCAUCCUGGGCACGUUUACAGAAGAGGGGGAGACGGAAAAUAGUUUGACAGAAAACUCACCGGCCAUGGUGGAAAUGCGCGCAAAGUGCGAGCGAAUCCUGCCUCAAUUGAAGGACGCGAAACUCGAGCCUGAGUACCCCAUCGCACAGGGGAUCCGGCCAAUGAGGCGGGACGAUGUCAGAAUCGAGAAGGAGUCUCGUCGGGCUGGAAGCCGGAUCGUACACGCGUACGGUCAUGGGACUGAAGGCUGGUCGCUUGCCUGGGGGAGUGCCCUGGAGGUUGCAGGACUGGUGGCAAGCUACUAA
This is a messenger RNA of Pestalotiopsis fici W106-1, 1194 nucleotides long. RefSeq lists its product as uncharacterized. Gene Ontology annotation, molecular function: D-amino-acid oxidase activity; FAD binding. The coding region runs from base 1 to 1194 and encodes 397 amino acids. The transcript has a single exon. NCBI's taxonomy places the organism in Eukaryota, Fungi, Ascomycota, Sordariomycetes, Amphisphaeriales, Sporocadaceae. The record is from RefSeq and is a predicted model, not a curated record.